Molecule: messenger RNA, 5578 nt
Organism: Acanthochromis polyacanthus (spiny chromis)
Lineage: Eukaryota; Metazoa; Chordata; Actinopteri; Pomacentridae
Product: sarcoplasmic/endoplasmic reticulum calcium ATPase 2-like
Exons: 21
Coding region: 523-3648 (1041 amino acids)
Biological process (GO): intracellular calcium ion homeostasis; calcium ion transmembrane transport
Cellular component (GO): membrane
Molecular function (GO): ATP hydrolysis activity; P-type calcium transporter activity; ATP binding
Source: RefSeq, a predicted model, not a curated record
GUUCCGGGUUUCUGUGUUUUCACGGCUUCUGGUCUGAACGCAGCUGACAGCCUUCGUCCAAUGACAGGAGUCCACAUGCAGCGCAGGAAGAGGGGCAGCAGAGAGGCGCUGAUAAACCAGACUGUCGGCACCGAGCUCAGCCACACGGAGCUGCGCCACGGCGAGAAACGGUACGGUCGGUACGGUAGCCCAGAGGAGCAGCGGACCGGUGAAUGCGGUCCUCAGCACGGGACACUGCUGCAGACACAACCCGCCGUGUUCGGAGAUAAGCGGCCCCCCAGAGUCACCUCCAUCCAGGGAGAAGAGGAACCAGGCUCUCCGUGACACAUUUCCCAUCAUUCCCGUGAAGAACAGCCCUAGAGGGGGACACGGCGGCCGGUAGCUGUCGGUAGCUCUCCGGGUGUGAAUCCACCGCUCUGGUACCAAACUCCUCUCCGUCCAGGGUCCAGAGAGCUCCAGAGCCUGCCGUCCAGUGCAGCGGUGUUUUUGUGAAGCUGAGCGGGAAGCAGCCGUGUGUCCGCCAUGGAGAACGCUCACACCAAGAGUGUGGAAGAAGUUUACAGUUAUUUCUGCGUCAAUGAGAGCACCGGACUUUCUCUGGACGAGGUGAAGCGACAGCGAGAGAAAUGGGGCCUAAACGAGUUGCCAGCAGAGGAAGGGAAAUCUUUAUGGGAGCUCGUGCUUGAACAGUUUGAAGAUUUACUCGUGCGAAUCCUUCUGCUGGCUGCGUGUAUAUCUUUUGUCCUGGCCUGGUUUGAGGAGGGAGAAGAAACUAUCACAGCUUUCGUGGAGCCUUUUGUAAUUUUACUCAUUCUAAUAGCGAAUGCCAUUGUCGGUGUGUGGCAGGAACGCAAUGCUGAGGAUGCAAUUGAGGCACUUAAAGAGUAUGAGCCUGAGAUGGGGAAAGUGUACCGGCAGGACAGGAAAACUGUGCAGAGGAUCAAGGCCAGAGACAUUGUGCCUGGUGACAUCGUGGAGGUUGCUGUUGGAGACAAGGUGCCCGCUGAUAUCCGUAUCUGUUCAAUCAAAUCAACAACUCUGCGGGUAGACCAGUCCAUUCUGACCGGCGAAUCUGUGUCUGUCAUUAAACACACCGACCCUGUGCCUGACCCUCGGGCUGUCAAUCAAGACAAGAAGAACAUGCUCUUCUCUGGUACCAAUAUUGCAGCUGGGAAGGCUGUGGGUGUGGUUGUUGCUACUGGUGUCAACACAGAAAUCGGUAAGAUCCGUGACGAGAUGGCGGCCACCGAGCAGGAGAAGACACCCCUGCAGCAGAAGCUGGACGAAUUUGGCCAGCAGCUGUCCAAGGUCAUUUCCAUUAUCUGCAUAGCCGUGUGGAUCAUCAACAUUGGACACUUCAAUGACCCCGUCCACGGAGGCUCCUGGAUCCGUGGGGCUGUCUACUACUUCAAGAUUGCCGUGGCGCUGGCUGUGGCUGCCAUCCCUGAGGGUCUUCCUGCCGUCAUCACCACCUGUCUGGCUCUGGGCACUCGCCGCAUGGCCAAGAAGAAUGCCAUCGUCCGCAGCCUGCCCUCUGUGGAGACCUUGGGCUGCACCUCUGUCAUCUGCUCUGACAAAACUGGAACCCUGACAACCAACCAGAUGUCUGUCUGCAGAAUGUUCGUUAUCAACAAAGCCGAAGGUGACAGCUGCUCUCUGUCAGAGUUCACCAUCACAGGCUCUACCUACGCACCUGAGGGAGAAGUGUACCAUGAUGGUAAACCAGUGAAAAGCUCCCAGUAUGAUGCCUUGGUUGAACUGGCCACUAUCUGUGCCCUGUGUAAUGACUCCUCUCUGGACUUCAACGAGGUGAAGGGUGUGUACGAGAAGGUCGGUGAGGCCACGGAGACUGCGCUGACCUGUCUGGUGGAGAAGAUGAACGUCUUUGACACUGAAGUCCACAACUUGUCCAAGAUUGACAGAGCCAAUGCCUGCAACUCAGUGAUCAAACAGCUGAUGAAGAAGGAGUUCACCUUGGAGUUCUCCAGAGACAGAAAGUCCAUGUCGGUCUAUUGCACCCCAAACAAGUCCCGUUCUUCCCUUGGCAAAAUGUUUGUUAAGGGAGCCCCAGAAGGAGUCAUUGACAGAUGCACUCAUGUCAGAGUGGGCAACAACAAAAUUCCUCUCAGCCAAGGCAUUAAGGAAAAGAUCAUGUCUGUUAUCCGCGAGUACGGGACAGGGCGUGACACCCUAAGGUGCUUGGCUCUGGCCACACGAGACAGCCCACCCAAAAUGGAUGACAUGAUACUGUCUGACACUGCUAAAUUUUCGGAGUAUGAGUCUGACCUAACCUUCGUGGGCUGUGUCGGCAUGCUGGACCCUCCCAGACAGGAGGUGGCUGCUUCUAUCACGCUGUGCCGUCAGGCUGGCAUUCGCGUCAUCAUGAUCACUGGGGACAACAAGGGCACAGCUGUGGCUAUCUGCCGCCGCAUUGGUAUUCUGACUGAGGAGGAUGAUGUCGAACGUAUGGCCUUCACGGGACGUGAGUUCGAUGAACUCUCACCCUACACUCAGCGGGAGGCUGUGACUCAUGCACGCUGUUUUGCCCGUGUCGAGCCUUCCCACAAGUCCAAGAUCGUUGAGUUUCUGCAGGGAUUUGACGAGAUUACUGCUAUGACAGGUGACGGAGUGAAUGAUGCUCCUGCCUUGAAGAAGGCAGAGAUCGGCAUCGCUAUGGGGUCUGGCACUGCUGUGGCCAAGUCAGCCUCCGAGAUGGUCCUUGCUGAUGACAACUUCUCUUCCAUAGUGGCUGCCGUUGAAGAAGGCCGAGCUAUUUACAAUAAUAUGAAGCAGUUCAUCAGAUACCUUAUCUCCUCCAAUGUGGGUGAGGUUGUUUGUAUCUUCCUUACUGCGGCUCUGGGUUUCCCUGAGGCUCUGAUCCCAGUUCAGCUGCUCUGGGUCAACCUGGUGACAGACGGCCUCCCUGCCACCGCCCUGGGCUUUAACCCUCCAGAUCUGGACAUUAUGGAGAAGCCUCCUCGCAAUGCUAAGGAGCCACUGAUCUCUGGUUGGCUCUUCUUCAGAUAUCUGGCCAUUGGAGGCUAUGUGGGUGCUGCCACUGUGGGGGCUGCUGCUUGGUGGUUUACAGUGUCUGAAGAUGGACCACAGCUCACUCUGUACCAGCUGAGCCACUUCCUGCAGUGUGGCCCAGACAACCCAGAAUUCGACGGCUUGGACUGCCACGUGUUUGAGUCUCCCUACCCGAUGACCAUGGCCCUGUCGGUGCUCGUCACCAUUGAGAUGUGCAAUGCUCUGAACAGCCUGUCAGAGAACCAGUCUCUGUUACGGAUGCCUCCCUGGGAGAACAUUUGGCUACUGGGGGCCAUCUGCCUCUCCAUGUCUCUCCACUUCCUUAUUCUUUAUGUGGAACCUCUGCCUGUCAUCUUCCAGAUCACCCCUCUGGAUACGACUCAGUGGAUGAUGGUGCUGAAGAUCUCUCUGCCUGUCAUCCUGCUCGACGAACUGCUAAAGUUUAUGGCCAGGAACUACUUGGAUUUUGGUAAACAGCUGGAGAAGCCGGUCAGAAAAGGCUGCUCCCUGUCUGCAUGUGCCGAGGGCAUCUCCUGGCCCUUCGUGGCCAUCUCCCUGCCCCUGGUGCUGUGGAUCUACAGCACCGACACUAACGUGUCCGCCAUGUUGUGGCCCUGACUGACUCCAGCACACUACCCUCCCUGUGCACCAGUGUGAAGUGAACAUUAACACACACAUCUAACACAGUUACAUUAACUCGGAACAACCUCCAAUCAACACUCACACCCGCUCUGACCACCGUCAGAUCUUUUUGUAUUUACUACAUUUACCUUGGUACAUAUUUUUGGGUUGGGGGGGGUUAGUCAUAUUUUAAUGACUUUGACAUUUCGUCUACAUGUUUUCUUUUACCAUUGCGCUUUUCUCUCUUUUGACCCCCGAUGUGAACAGUUGGAGAUGUUGGAGCUGUGUGUUGAGCUGUACAGAGAAUUUACACUAUUUUAUAAUGAUUAAUAUUUUGUAAUUUUGGGGGGAGGGUCCAUGGGGACAAGAAAGCUGGGUGUGAAGAGAUUAUGAGGACCGCAUAGUAUCAUACUAAUUUGAGGGGCUGAAGACUUGAAUAUAUUUGCCCUGGCAUGAAUCUCUGGUCAUUUUUGAGCUCCAUGCAUCAUGUUCGUUCAUUAUUUUCUGCAUUAGGCAGAGCACAGCUACCUCAAUGCUGUUAAUAUGACCAUAACUAUCCAUUUGUCAUAACCAUUUCGUAGAUUAUCAUUUGAAGUGUUGAGGUAAGCACCAAUUUGUUUUGCAGUAGAGAUGAAGCCCUCGCACGCAUUUUAAUGUCGUUUUUUGUAUUAUAUUUUUCUUCCUCUGUUAUCUGAGGGAAGAGGACAAAGAUGUUACCAGUUUGAUUCAAAGCAAUUUUUGAUACAGUCUGUUGUUAAAUUUAUUUACUUGAAGAAACAUAUUUGUCUGGAUUUUGUUUUUAAGUUCUGAGAUUUAGUCUGAGUUUUAAUUUUUCAUCUUAAUUCCAGUAAUCCUUAUAAUGUCUGUAAAAUGUGCACACACUGUACUUGAAUAUGUAAAAAGGCACCAAGAGGCUGUUACCAACUGAGCACAACAUGGACAGUUUAAGGGGAGCUCAGCCCUCUGAAGGCUGAAACAGCAGGUCAUUGGAAGAGUCUAUCUGUACAUAGCACACAAAGUAGAAGCUCUGAAUACAUAGUUUUGUUGCUGUUUAAAUGCUCCAUACAGUUACACUAGUUUACUUCAGUGUGCUCUUAGCCCUAGUGCAUGGCUGCUCCAAUAAUCCCAGGCCAGUGAGUGCUUUAAAUUUUUGGUUUCAUAGCUAACUGUUGUUUCUUCCAAUGCCUUCCACCUGUUUACCUGCAGACAAAGGCCAAGUAAGCCCACCUCUACUCUAAAUUCCUUGCAGAAACUUUGGUUUGGUUUUGUUGUGCAUGUGUGUUUUGGGCAGCACAUCUUACUAAGAGCUGCAUGUCAGUGAAGUGAUACAAUGACAGGAGCUCAUCAAGUUCAUACAUCAUUUUUAUAGAACGGCCAUUAACAAAUGUCUGAUGGAAACUAGCCAGUCCCUCCUUGUUGUCCUUCCAUCCUCCUGCAUGAAGAGCCUCAGAUUAUGAUACAAUCUCAUGCCAUCUUUUUAGACUACGAUCUUAGUACCAUGUACAGUCAGUUGUACAUUAUUCCUUGGUGCAUGUUCACUCUGUCAUCUGUUUUACCAGACUUCUGUAAUAGACAAUGUAUAGUAUUGGUAAAUAGAUUAGACAUUUGUCAGAUAGUACAACUGUUAAAUAAGCUCAAAAACACAGUUCAUCUUUCCUAAGGAAAUACUUUUAUGGGAUAUUUAAAAACCAAACAGACUUUUUUUUGUUUUUUUGAUUUGCACUGAGAUGUGCAACAUGUUUGGAGCAGAUUUUGCCACAUCUGGGAAGGCGGAUGUGCAGCAAUGCACGUUUCACCGUGACGACAGGCAGUCCCUCCACUGGCAUUGUUUGCCAAACUGCUGUACUGUAUUUUCAGAGACGAUUGUACAAUGUAUCACAUGAACUUUGGUUUCAGGUAAAUAAAGCUGUCAUACAUGAAGAGUUCA